AUGGAAGAUGACUUUGCAACUCCAAUUGAUGCCACUGAUAUGAAUGAGGCACCUGCUUGUGUUGAUGCCCCGGCUAUGGAUGAGGCACAUGCUAGUGUUGUUGUUUUUUUCGAGGAACAAGUUAUAACCCUUUGCCAAACACGAAAAAAGAAAGUAAACAAGAAAAUAACACCAAAGAGAAAACCUACGGAGCCCAAAAAGUGUAAGUCAAAAACCAGAAAGCGCAAGGCACUUGUUGAUGUUGGUGAUGAAGUAGUGCAUGUUGUGCAUGAGAUUGAUGAAGGCUAUGAAACUGAAGAACUUCUUAGUGAUGCAUGUGAUGAAGACAAUGAUGAUUCUGCUACACCAAGGUUAGAGAGGUUCAAGAAGGAAGAUAUGGAGGUUGAGCAGAAAGAGCCAUCAGUGGAACGUGAGGAGGAGCCACCAAAGUCUGAAGAGAGAGAUGAGGUGCUUCCGGAGCCACAAGACGAGGAUUGGGUUAGUGAGAACCCUAGUAAGGCUAAGCGAAAGGUUCAGAGCUUCUUCUGUCUGCUAGUCAAUUCUUACUUCGAUAAAGAGGGUGACAUCUACUGUGGCUUGAGGAAUCAUAUGCUUAGAGAGUUCACCAAUGAGUCGAUACCAGACGAUGAACCCACCACCGAGGAAGAAGAAGAGGACGAAGAUGACGAUGACGACGAGGCAAAGGAUUAG
This is a messenger RNA of Lotus japonicus, 690 nucleotides long. RefSeq lists its product as uncharacterized. The coding region runs from base 1 to 690 and encodes 229 amino acids. Lineage: Eukaryota; Viridiplantae; Streptophyta; Magnoliopsida; Fabales; Fabaceae. The record is from RefSeq and is a predicted model, not a curated record. The transcript has a single exon.